Molecule: messenger RNA, 3200 nt
Organism: Physcomitrium patens
Lineage: Eukaryota; Viridiplantae; Streptophyta; Bryopsida; Funariales; Funariaceae
Product: xyloglucan O-acetyltransferase 1
Cellular component (GO): Golgi apparatus
Molecular function (GO): O-acetyltransferase activity
Source: RefSeq, a predicted model, not a curated record
CGACUCACUGCUGCUGCUGCGUCGCACUGUAUCUCCUCCUCCUCCAGCCAUAACCGCGAUCAUUCUUCUUUCGUCGCCAACCUCGCGUGGCCUCGUGCUGAUAACCUGCCUGGUGGAACCACCCCAUCGGCUGUGCCUGGAGUGUGGAGGCUGGCAGUUCAGCUGCAAAUUCACGCGCGGAGGCGUUUUGUGCGUGGAAAGGGACUCGGGGAUUCGUUGAGCGGAUUUGGAAAUUCGUUGACGGUGCGCUGUGGGUUCUAGCUCGCGGGAGCGCUGUGGAUUUGUUCCGUGGACGUGUACGCCGUUUCUGUGCUCUGGGUCCUGUGCGGAGGCUUCAGAAUGUUCCUUUACGGAGGUUUUGAGCGGUGAUGAUGCGCUUCACUAGGCAGCUCCGUUGACGUGAAGGCGCGACGUUGGGAAUGAGACAUUUCCGCAUACGGCGACGACGAGGGCGAUCUGAUUAACAUCACGUGAGUGUUGGUAGUUCGCUGAGAUGGGGAAGGGACAGGAAAUGGCCAUGUGCGAUGUAGAGAAGGCGUCCGGAAGGGUUCUUUUGUCCGACUUGGGCGUGCCGAGGCAGAGGAAGUUAGUUUGCAUUGCGUUGUUUGUGGCCCUCCUCCCAUUUGCAAUCAUGCGGUCCUACCUGUUCUACACCAGUUCGAAUGUUCCUUCGGAAAACAACGGAUUCUUUCAAGGACAGCGAGCGCCGGAAUCUCUGAACUAUAAUCCCUCUGGGGAGGAUGUCUCAGAAUCGACCGAUGUCAUGGACUCUCCUAACGACAGCAGCAGCAGUACCCAAACUGACAACGACCCAACGGGGACUGGAAAUGAAGUGGAUGGAUCUGAACCCUCUAUUUCUGGAGGAAAAAAUAGCAAUUCGACUUCUGUAGAUGGAGAGGAUAAUGAAUCUGAGGCAAAAGAUUCGGGAAUGAAGAAUCCAAAUUUUGGCGAAAGUGAUUUCAAAUCCACGAACGCCUCUGCAAGCGGUACAGAGGAUGGAAACAAUGUAUCAAGCUCCAGCUUCUUGGAGGACUCAGGAGGGGAGCCUCCAGUGAACAACUCCACCGCAGUGUAUAACUCAACUGUUGAGGGGGAUACCUCAGUGAACGACACGAGAAGAGCUGACGAAUCCUCGAAGGAAGGAAAGACGGGUGAGAUUGUGAUGGAAGGAACACCGCCAACGCCGACAUCCCAUGACACUUCAUAUGGGCCAACUUCUCAAGGAGAGUGUAAUUUAGAGCAAGGGAAGUGGAUUCCAGAUUCUACGUCCCCACAAUACAAUAGUACCACUUGCAGGUUUAUUCAAGGUCAUCAAAACUGCCACAAGAAUGGGCGGCCAGACGACGGGUACCUGUACUGGAAGUGGAAACCUGAGCAAUGUGACCUGCCUAAAAUAGAUGCUCCAUCCUUUUUGACUGCCAUGCGCAACCGUUCCAUGGUGUUUGCGGGUGAUUCCAUCGCUCGUAACCAGUUCCAAUCUCUGCUUUGUGUUCUUGUUCAGGUGGAGGAUCCGAAAAAUACGUAUCACACCGAGGACGAUAGGUUCAAUACUUACCUCUUCCGAUCGUUCAAUUUUACACUAUCGAUACACUGGUCACCUUACCUUGUGCGUGUGGAGGACAAGUCGAUCACAUGGCCCGACAACACUACAGAGACAGUGAAGCAUAUCUAUGUUGAUGAGCUCGAUGAAGUUUGGGUGAAGGCAGCUGUUGGAGUUGACAUUCUACAUAUCUCUACAGGUCAAUGGUGGUACAAGAAAGCCAUGUAUUUUGAGAAGGGAAAUUUAUUGGGUUGCCAUGGACUGCCGGCUUGUAAAAAUGAAAUCGGGUUCGAUCCGCCUUACAACAAAGCAAUAGCUAACAUUCUGAAGGGAAGCCUGACGAUUCCUGGAUUUUCCGGCACCACUGUUUAUCGAUCGUUCACUCCUGAACAUUUCGAGGAUGGAGAUUGGGACAGUGGCGGCAGAUGCCCUCGUACCACUCCCGGAGGUGUACCCAUGAGCUUUUUGACGAAAUGGAUGUAUGACAUUCAGAUGAGGCAGUUCAAGAACACCACAGAGGAGCUUGGGGUGGUGGCCAAGGAUCGGUUGAAGCUGUUGAGAAUAACCCAUCUUUCACAAAUGCGACCUGAUGGACAUCCAAACUCGUACCGGACCAAAGACGACAAGGCAAAAGACAAAAGAGGCAACAUUAUUCCGAACGAUUGCCUUCACUGGUGUCUCCCAGGUCCUAUCGACACUUGGAAUGACAUGCUCGUGCACUCUCUCCGAGACGUUAUCUUCAAGUGAGACACUCCCCCAAGGGUGUAGAACGAUCUAGUAUUGAGCACAUCCUAAAAUGCUCCUAAGGGUGGCUGUGGUGGCACUAACUAGGGUUGAUUAAUGAAAGCUGAUAAACGUACCUGCGCGUGGCCUCGGAACAGGUGCAUCAGCAUUUUGAUCGUCUCACAAAUUGCUGGAUGCUAGUAAGGCUUAGUAUCCAUCCGGGUCCUACGAUUAAGAUUCAAAGACGGGUAGUCAGAUUUGAAGCAUGCCAUCACAGGGCGGAAAAACAGUACCAUGUAGUUCAAGGAAUCAAGCCAGGAAUUUCAGCAGUCAUCUCAGUGGUCGAGCAGACGAUGAGCUAUGAGAAUACUAAGUCACCCGGAGAUUCAACUGGAGGAUUCUUCACAUGAAUUGUUAGUUGAGGGAAGUGCUGAGGUUUAGGCGAUUUUGGAGUGUCAUGGCAUGCUAAUUCAUACAGAAUGACGAAACCUACAGAAGUGGGUUUGGGUUGUUCCUGAAAUUUAUGUAAUAUAGGAAGACCUUCAAGUCGACUAGGCUACUUUCUCAAUUACUUGUCUGGGUAACUCUGCAGCAAGCGAUUUCUGUAACCAAAUACUGCAACUGCUUGGAGUCUCAGAACCUAAACCCUAAACCAAAUAAGCAACUUUAGGGUACGUUUUUGCCUGGGGCAGAACACAUUUGUGGUAGAAGGAACGAUAUCCAGCGUUUGAUACAUGUACCCAAAUGUAUAAGCAAUUAGUAGUCAGUCAAGUCAUUAUUCCUCUCUUUUUCUUUUUCUUUUUUUUUGAAACAAAUGGGAAAACCAAUUGUAUUGAUAUAUGAGGAGGUAGAGCAAAGUCUGAGACCCAACUAACUACCUAUUAUACUAUGUAGGUGGGAUCAAUAGGCUAAUAAAUUGGGAGAAAUAUUCAGCUUA